Messenger RNA from Dibothriocephalus latus, 371 nucleotides. The record is from the annotation of a GenBank genome assembly. NCBI's taxonomy places the organism in Eukaryota, Metazoa, Platyhelminthes, Cestoda, Diphyllobothriidea, Diphyllobothriidae.
AUGAGGCCAAUCAAUUGCAUGAAAAAAUUGAACGGCUGCUCUCCUCCAAUCAACUGUUGCAGCAGAGCACUGAUCCGUCGGUGCUUCCUCUUGAUUGGCUAGUCAAUGACCUGCAGGCAACAAUGGCACCCCUGCAGGAGGGCAGUGCAGAGGCGGAGAUCAUCGCUGCUAACCUCUGCGCCGACGAGCCCGAUGCGGCCGGGGGUGACAGGGCGCUGGAGUCAGCUGUUGUCGUCAGAGCUCAACAGCCGACUGAUUCCUCUCUCCCUGUUGAUCAGCUAUCAGUCGAGGAAGACAGUGGCACUUCUCCGGUCUUCUCUCCAGGCGUGUUUGGUGCUCCCGACACGAUUCCAGGUAUGCCAAGGCGUUGA